Musa acuminata AAA Group (dessert banana) is the source of this 774-nucleotide messenger RNA. RefSeq names its product mediator of RNA polymerase II transcription subunit 21-like. The transcript has 6 exons. Gene Ontology annotation, biological process: regulation of transcription by RNA polymerase II. Gene Ontology annotation, cellular component: mediator complex. The record is from RefSeq and is a predicted model, not a curated record. NCBI's taxonomy places the organism in Eukaryota, Viridiplantae, Streptophyta, Magnoliopsida, Zingiberales, Musaceae. The coding region runs from base 215 to 628 and encodes 137 amino acids. Gene Ontology annotation, molecular function: transcription coregulator activity.
UGCAAUCCGGGCCGGGUCAUUUGGUUCCCUCGGGCAUCCAUCCACGGGUUCUGAGUGUAGGGUUCCUCUUCUCUUCUUUCCUAGAGGCGUCAUCGCGUGUUGCUUGCUUUCGCUCUUCGUCUCUUUUGGUGCUUCAUAGUAACGCGGCGAGCUAUUUCUUCGCGGGAUUCGGCUCUCGGUCGCUCCUUCCUCCGUCGCCGUUCGAGUGCGUGCAAUGGAUAUUAUCUCUCAGCUGCAAGAACAAGUAAAUACUAUGGCUUUGCUUGCCUUGAAUACCUUUGGAACCUUGCAGAGAGAUGCCCCACCUGUCCGAUUGUCUCCUAACUAUCCUGAGCCAGCCACUAAUCCCUCAUCAGCAGAGGAGACCCUCGACAUCGUUGAGCAGCCUAAGAUGAUGAGCACGGCUCUUGUUCAAGCUGCAAAGAAGUUUGAUACACUUGUUGCUGCAUUACCAUUGUCAGGAGAAGAAGCUCAGCUGAAACGAAUUGCAGAACUCCAGGCAGAGAAUGAAGUUGUAGGUUUGGAGCUCCAAAAACAACUGGAAGCUGCAGAACAAGAACUGAAGCAGGCUCAGGAGCUCUUUAAUCUAGCAGCAGAUAACUGUUUGAACUUAAAAAAACCCGACUAAUAUCUCUGCAAGUCCUCCUCCGACGCCUCCGGUAUGCGCUGCAGGUUCGGCCUCCACCGCCGCCGGCGUUGUGCACGGUACACGACGACGCCUGCGCUCAUGACCCUCGUUCGUCGGCGUGCGUCAGCAAUCUCUGCAGCUGCUUC